UGCGCUGUCUGGCUGAUGGCUUUGCUGCCCUGUCCUAUCCUCCGGUGUUCUGUUUGCUCCAGCUUGGCAGGAAGAGCAGGACCCCAGCACCUGGCUGUAGCGAGCAGCCUGGCUGAGGAGGAAGGCAGGAUGUUCCAGUCCGUGAUGCCUCUGAGAUUCUCCGUGUCUGACAACAUCACCCAUUCGACUGCCUUGGUGACAGCCCUGGAUAAUGUGACAAGCUUGUACCCAACGACAACACAGGCAACCAAUGACACCAACAUCACUGUGCCGCACAAGUGCCUGUUGUUGCUCUAUGAGGACAUCGGGAAGUCCAGAGUCCGCUACUGGGAUCUUCUGCUCCUGGUGCCCAAUGUGCUUUUCUUUGUGUUCCUUCUCUGGAAGCUGCCCUCUGCCAGGGCCAAAAUCCGGGUCACUUCCAGCCCCAUCUUCACUACAUUCUACAUCCUAGUAUUUGUGGUGGCUUUAGUUGGCAUUGCCCGUGCUGUUGUCUCCAUGACUGUGAGUGCCUCUGAUGCUGCCACAGUUGCUGAUAAGAUCCUGUGGGAGAUCACAAGGUUCUUCCUUCUGGCGAUUGAAUUGAGUGUGGUGAUUCUAGGUCUUGCCUUUGGUCACCUGGAGAGCAAGUCCAGUGUGAAACGAGUUCUGGCAAUCACUACAGUGCUGUCCCUGGCUUAUUCUGUCACCCAGGGCACCCUGGAAAUCCUGUACCCUGAUGCCCACCUCUCAGCAGAGGACUUCAACAUCUAUGGCCAUGGAGGGAGACACUUCUGGCUUGCCAGCUCCUGCUUCUUCUUUCUGGUCUAUUCCUUCGUGGUGAUUCUUCCAAAGACUCCUCUGAAAGACCGGAUUUCCUUGCCCUCCAGGAAGAGUUUUUAUGUCUAUGCUGGAAUCCUGGCACUGCUGAACCUGGUGCAGGGCCUGGGCAGUGCCCUCCUCUGUGUGGAUAUCAUAGAAGGAUUGUGCUGUGUUGAUGCUACCACGUUCCUUUACUUCAGCUUCUUUGCACCUCUCAUCUACGUGGCAUUCCUGAAAGGCUUCUUUGGGUCUGAACCGAAGAUCCUUUUCUCCUACAAAUGUCAGGUGGAUGAACCAGAAGACGUGGACGUGCACCUUCCCCACCCUUACGCUGUUGCCAAGAAGGAGGGCCUGGAUUCUGGCUUCUACUCGAGCACUCAGAUUGACACAGCAGCCUACAUGGAUGACAUGGCCUCUCUGCCCUACCAUGUGGGCAGCGUCAACAGCAUAGACAGUGACCGUUGGAAAGCCAUCAACGCCUGAGCAGAGCUGCCUCAUCCCUCUCCUUCCUGACCCCCUCACACCACAGCCAUUGGGAUGUCCAUUGGAAACCUGUCCUUGGCUAUUGGCCAUGGCUUUCCUCUCUUCCUUAGGAUUUCCAAAACCUGUUGUGGAAUUCAGCUGGCAGCCCAAAUUCUGUUGGGAAGAACAUUUACUGUUGCUACUUGAGGACAAUGUAGAACAGUUUUGUUCAUAAACCUAUAAACACUGAACCUUCCUGACCCUCCAUGUUCCAGAUGUGAAUGUGACUUAGAAGACAAGGCCUGACAGGCACCUCUUCCUUUCAAUGACUGAAAGCACUUGUCUGGGGAAUGGUGUUUAGGAUGAGGGUGUUGAUUUCACUGUUGUAUUGUACAUAUGUAGAAAGAGUUUGGUGGUUGGAACUGAAGAUGGUCUUCCUGGGCCGUUCCAAGUAGAAUGGUUGCUUGGUCUGGUCAUGAUGCAACAGAGGGGAUAGUGUCUGAGGGAAGCUGAUCAGCUGGGCUCACCUCUGCUUUCAGUCAGUGCUGAUGGAAGUCAUGAACUGCAGUUGCUAGGGGUUAAAAAGAGUGUUCUGGGUGGCAAGGAGAGGUGUGGAGAGGCGUGAACUGUUCUUUGCCCUGGGAGCAUCCUGUGGGGCUGGUAACUUGCAGCAUGGUGUGAACUGACUGAGCAGUAGAGAGGCAGGACUGACAGUGCUGUUGUGUAGCUAAGCUGAAUGAGCUGUGAAUGGGUCUAUGGAGGCUGCACCAGUGUGCAGCUGAGCUCACAGGAAGAUGUAACACCACUGAAGCAGGCUGAGUAUCAAGACUAAAACCAGUGAGGAAGGUGCAUUUCCCAUCUGUGCCCUGCUUCAUGGCUCUGGCAGGGCCCUGGAGAGUGCUGUGAAGGAGGAGGCUGACUCUGCAGAUGAAGCCUCUGGAGGUGUUCAGGUGCUUGAGGCAGAGCAGAGCCCAUGAUGAGUCCAAGCUGUCAGUGUUGAGUGACUGGAAGCUCUCAGACACCAUAGAUGUGCUAGAAUGGAGCUGGCUGCUGUUCUAAGUUGGGAGGCAAGUGGGAGAUGGAUGUUUCUCCUCUUGUGUUGCGGUUCAGAUCCCCAGACUUCUGCUGGUCUGAUAGGCUUUAUGGCUUGAUAGUGUUGAAAAUACUUCUGUGCAUGUGGAGUGUGAUUCAUUUAAAUACUAUCUGGAACUUCUCACCUCUCCCAUGCGGGAAAAGGGACUGCUGUUGUCUGAGCUGUCUGGCACACAGUUUCAGGACACCGUGUUCUAAUCCAGGGACUGUUCCAGCUGGAAGCUGCAUCAGGCUGGUUUGUGCUCUCCAGGGGUGAAGAAGUGUACUCCUGUAGCUGUGGGGUGCUUUCCUACCUGAAUCCCUCAGGUAGGCAGAGAUCUGCUCUAAGCAAUAGCAACUCUUCAUUAGAGAUGGUAGAAAGAGGGAUUUGAAGUGUCUGGGGACUCUGUGCAUCUCUUGCCCAACUCACUGCUGUUCUGCAGAGCACUCAGGUACCAGUUUCUGGGUAUCACCAUGCAGGCUGCAGUUUGGAGGUGUUCGUUUCGGUUGUGAGCAGGCAGAGGAAAACAUUUCCUACUUGGUGUUCCUGCUGUAGGGAAGCAAAGGUUGGGCAAGGACACAAAGUCCAUAUUGAUUGCUAAAACUAUGCAGGCCCUUUGCUUACCUGCUUUUGUGCAUGAGCAGCACAGCCUCCGUCCUGCCUGUGGACUUUGCCCUACAGGCCUGUAACUAGCACUAGCACCUUGAGAACAACCACCCCUUCAUUAUGUUCUUUUUCAAUUCCUUUUGAGGCUAAAAGGCUUCAGCUUGUGCGAGCUGAAUUGUCCCUUGUGGGGGAGCAGCCUGUCACAUUUCCCCUCCAUGCAAUGACUAUGGAAGGGCUGCACAAGCACCUGGCCAAGUCGGAGAAGUGGCUGUGCUCCUCCUGUUGUUGCUUGCUGUGCCUCGGCCUGAGCCCCGCUUGCCUGCUUUGCCAUGGAUGGGUGACACGGUGCCUGGGUUGUCCUCCUGCUGCUGCUCAGCACUGAGCCCGAGCUGCUGUUAGGAACCUGCACAGCUCCCCUGGAACCGAGGGGCCUUCACCAGAGCCGAGAGGUGCGAAGGGCUCAAAGCACUUGAGGGAUGAAGGAGCAGCUGUAUCUCCAUCCCAAGGAGGUUCUGCUGACUCAGCACCCUCGGGGGACAAGCCCUGCCCUCCCUGGGGGUGCGAGGAGCAGGUUAUGAGUUCACCCUUCACCAGUGCUGAGGCAUCACCCGGGUGAGCGGGCAGCGCAUCCAUCCUGUCCUCUGCAGGCAGGGCUCUGGUACCCCUGGGGUGCCCUGUGUUCUGCUGCUGAGGAGCUUCUGCACUAGGUCAUGGGCUGACCUUCCUCUUGUAUGUUUGUGUACAUAGAGAAUGCUUUUGGCCAUCUUCAGCAUGGUCCUUGAGCAGAAGUGUGUUAUGUGUGAGGAGGG
This is a messenger RNA of Pezoporus flaviventris, 3747 nucleotides long. It is a transcript of the gene TPRA1, whose product is annotated as transmembrane protein adipocyte associated 1. Gene Ontology annotation, cellular component: plasma membrane. Gene Ontology annotation, biological process: G protein-coupled receptor signaling pathway. NCBI's taxonomy places the organism in Eukaryota, Metazoa, Chordata, Aves, Psittaciformes, Psittacidae. Gene Ontology annotation, molecular function: G protein-coupled receptor activity. The record is from RefSeq and is a predicted model, not a curated record.